Messenger RNA from Pecten maximus, 2006 nucleotides. RefSeq names its product adhesive plaque matrix protein-like. The transcript has 3 exons. The record is from RefSeq and is a predicted model, not a curated record. Lineage: Eukaryota; Metazoa; Mollusca; Bivalvia; Pectinida; Pectinidae. The coding region runs from base 1 to 1713 and encodes 570 amino acids.
AUGGUUGCUAACACCUAUAUAUCAUGUACAUUAUUAUUCACUUUCCCACCUUUAUUCCCAUAUACAAUAUAUUCUUAUGCAACCUCAAAACCACUCACUGUCCUACUCCUCUCAUACACCCUCAAACCCACUCACUCUCCUACUCCCACACAUUCUCAUACACCCUCAAAACCACUCACUGUCCUACUCCCACACAUUCUCAUACACCCUCAAACACACUCACUGUCCUACUCCCACACAUUCUCAUACACCCUCAAACCCACUCACUGUCCUACUCCCACACAUUCUCAUACACCCUCAAACCCACUCACUGUCCUACACCCACACAUUCUCAUACACCCUCAAACCCACUCACUGUCCUACUCCCACACAUUCUCAUACACCCUCAAACCCACUCACUGUCCUUCUCCCACACAUUCUCAUACACCCUCAAACCCACUCACUGUCCUACUCCCACACAUUCUCAUACACCCUCAAACCCACUCACUCUCCUACUCCCACACAUUCUCAUACACCCUCAAACCCACUCACUGUCCUACUCCCACACAUUCUCAUACACCCUCAAACCCACUCACUGUCCUACUCCUACACAUUCUCAUACACCCUCAAACCCACUCACUCUCCUACUCCCACACAUUCUCAUACACCCUCAAACCCACUCACUCUCCUACUCCCACACAUUCUCAUACACCCUCAAACCCACUCACUGUCCUACUCCCACACAUUCUCAUACACCCUCAAACCCACUCACUGUCCUACUCCUACACAUUCUCAUACACCCUCAAAACCACUCACUCUCCUACUCCCACACAUUCUCAUACACCCUCAAACCCACUCACUGUCCUACUCCCACACAUUCUCAUACACCCUCAAACCCACUCACUGUCCUACUCCCACACAUUCUCAUACACCCUCAAACCCACUCACUGUCCUACUCCCACACAUUCUCAUACACCCUCAAACCCACUCACUGUCCUACUCCCACACAUCUCAUACACCCUCAAACCCACUCACUGUCCUACUCCCACACAUUCUCAUACACCCUCAAACCCACUCACUGUCCUACUCCCACACAUUCUCAUACACCCUCAAACCCACUCACUGUCCUACUCCCACACAUUCUCAUACACCCUCAAACCCACUCACUGUCCUACUCCCACACAUUCUCAUACACCCUCAAACCCACUCACUGUCCUUCUCCCACACAUUCUCAUACACCCUCAAACCCACUCACUGUCCUACUCCCACACAUUCUCAUACACCCUCAAACCCACUCACUCUCCUACUCCUACACAUUCUCAUACACCUUCAAACCCACUCACUGUCCUUCUCCCACACAUUCUCAUACACCCUCAAACCCACUCACUGUCCUACUCUCACACAUUCUCAUACACCCUCAAACUCACUCACUACUCCCACACAUUCUCAUACACCCUCAAACCCACUCACUGUCCUACUCCCACACAUUCUCAUACACCCUCAAACCCACUCACUGUCCUACUCCCACACAUCCUCAUACACCCUCAAACCCACUCACUGUCCUACUCCCACACAUUCUCAUACACCCUCAAACCCACUCACUGUCCUUCUCCCACACAUUCUCAUACACCCUCAAACCCACUCACUGUCCUACUCCCACACAUCCUCAUACACCCUCAAACCCACUCACUGUCCUACUCUUCACAUUUUCGCUCCCUCAAACCCACUCAUUAAUUUUUCUCAUGUUUAUUUACAAUAUCUCGAACAUUUACACUCACACAUACUAUUUCUCACAUUCACAAAAGUAAUUAUUUACAAUUUCUUACACAAUCACCUUUACACCAUCAAAAUCUUCCUCGCUAACAAUCACACAUUUACACAACCUGGUAACAAUAUGUAACCUUGUCAAUAUAUAUUAAGAAAAUAGUGUCUGCUGGCCUAUAUUACAUUCGAAAAAUCAUUUACAUAAAUUUGUAGUUAUUUGAAAAAAAAAAAAAAAACGCAUUUCUUCAUAGUAAAACCAUGGC